AUGUGUAUUUUGUAUGUAUGCUUAAAAGAAGAGAUUUCUUUAGAAACAAUAACAUUUAUAAAUAAAGAGUUGUACUCUUCUACCAUUAAGAAUUUUCAAGUCUAUGGAAGUGUAGUUUAUCCAACCAAAGAAUGGGAACUUUUGGGUAAUUUUUAUGCUGAAGAUUCUAAUGAAUGGUAGAUUUUCAAUUUAGAGUAACGAUUCCUUAGAUAUUUAAAAAUACACAUACUAGAUUUUCAUAGUGCAGAAUUCCAUUGCACUUUAACCCAAAUUAGAGUGUUUGGACAAACUGUUAUAGGCGAUUUGAUUGAUUCACACAAGAGGGAUCAAAAGGUCACUAAACCAGAAUCUAAGACUGCAAACUCAACAUAAGAGUAAUAAGAAAUUAAUUUAAAAGAGGUUUCAGAAGAGGAGGAUCGAUCUAAAAUUGAUACAUGUUCAGUUGUUGAUUAUUUUUACCACACUUAACCUACUAAAAGAGUUGAAACUUAAUAUAUAAAUGUAUUGCCUUAUGAAUCAAGACAAUCACUCUUCAAAGUGACUGCUCAGAACAUCCUCAUAUUGUCUCAUAAUGUAGAACUAUUUAAAAAUGAAAUCAAUCAAAUUAAAUAACAGGAUUUACAACACUUGCAAGAAUAGCAAGAAAUCAGAACCUUUUAAUAGUAAUUGAUGACUUCAAUUUAAGAAUAGAAACAACAAAAUAUAAAAUUGCAAGAUGAGUUAGACUUUUUAAAUAAGAAGUUGUCAAUCAUUCUUUUUAUAAUAUUUAUGUUUAUUUUACUAUUAGGAGUGGCGAUUAUUUUAUUUCUCAUGAACUGUUGUAAUUAAAAUAAAGAAUAAAAACUUGAAUAACCAAGAGCAUCUGCUAAAACCCACAGCAUAAUAGUCAAAUCCUAUCCUGAAUUAUUGACUCAUCAACUUAUUGAAAAUGAUGCUACCAGAAAACAUAUCUCUUAAGUAAAAACCUCAAAUGGGAAAACAAAAAAAUCAAAUUGA
This is a messenger RNA of Paramecium tetraurelia, 996 nucleotides long. RefSeq lists its product as uncharacterized. Gene Ontology annotation, biological process: protein folding in endoplasmic reticulum. Gene Ontology annotation, cellular component: cytoplasm; membrane. The record is from RefSeq and is a predicted model, not a curated record. NCBI's taxonomy places the organism in Eukaryota, Ciliophora, Oligohymenophorea, Peniculida, Parameciidae. The transcript is spliced from 3 exons.